Dreissena polymorpha is the source of this 2314-nucleotide messenger RNA. RefSeq lists its product as uncharacterized. The coding region runs from base 5 to 1045 and encodes 346 amino acids. The transcript is spliced from 12 exons. Gene Ontology annotation, cellular component: cytoplasm. The record is from RefSeq and is a predicted model, not a curated record. Gene Ontology annotation, molecular function: magnesium ion binding; inorganic diphosphate phosphatase activity. NCBI's taxonomy places the organism in Eukaryota, Metazoa, Mollusca, Bivalvia, Myida, Dreissenidae. Gene Ontology annotation, biological process: phosphate-containing compound metabolic process.
GCACAUGCGCGCGCAUUAUUUACCGGUUGAGUUGCAAUCAAUGCGACGUGGGAAGGUAUAUCGUUGUGUGAUUUCGUGGCUGUGUCAACAAACCAUCAGCACAACACCCCUCCCAAAAGUUUGGGGAUCUCUUCCUUUAAUUGCACGUCCACUCGCGAGCAAAGCCAUGUCGUACAAAUGCGUGGAACGAGGUCGUCUUAAUACGACCGACUAUCGAGUGUUCAUCACUGAUAAAGACUGGAAAGCGAUUUCACCAUUCCAUGAUAUACCACUUUACUCGAACGCAGAGACUAAAGAAUGCAACAUGGUUGUGGAAAUCCCACGCUGGACCAAUCACAAAAUGGAGAUUUGUAAGGAAGAAGUGCUGAACCCAAUUAAGCAAGACGUGAAAAGUGGGGCAGUUAGAUUUGUGAAGAACUGCUUUCCCCAUCAUGGUUACAUAUGGAACUAUGGAGCUCUUCCACAGACCUGGGAGGAUGUGGGCCAUACCGAGCCUACAACAGGGACCAGGGGAGAUAAUGACCCGCUCGAUGUCUGUGAGAUUGGGCAAGUGGUUCACAAGCGGGGUUCUGUGAUCCAGGUCAAGAUUCUAGGAGUGAUGUGCCUAGUAGAUGAAGGAGAGACUGACUGGAAGGUCAUUUGUAUCGAUGUCAAUGACCCACUAGCACCAGAGUUGAACGAUAUUGAUGAUGUAGAAAAGCAUAUGCCAGGCUUUAUUAAGGCUACAAGAGAAUGGUUCACUGUCUACAAAAUUCCUGAUGGAAAACCUGCAAACAAGUUUGCCUACAAUGGGGAAGCCAAAAACAGAGAGUUUGCCCUGAAGGUCAUUGAGGAGACCAACCAUCAGUGGCAGAGACUGGUUGGAUCAGGGGAGGCAAUUAGAGGUGAAAUAUCAUGCAAGAAUGUAACUGUUGAGGACAGUCCAUACCACAUUGACUCUAGUGAGACCAAAAUCAUUGUUGAGCAGGCUGCACCUGCAGGAGCUCCGGAGGCCUUGCCCAGUUCUGUUGACAAGUGGUACUACAUUCCCCCCUCUGCUCUAUGAAUGUCCACCAGUUCAACGGACCAACAGCCAUUCCUAACUGGAAAGAUCCGCUCACCACUAACAACAGCAAAUGAAGUUAGAAACAAAUACAUAAACAUUUGAUACAUAAACACUAAGCCUAGAAUUGUUAGCAGAAGUGAAACAUGUAUUAAUAUCAUCUAGUCUUCUGUUUCUCUUUUGAAACAAUUAACUUAUUUCAAAUACAACAUUGCAUACUUCACACAACAAAAUACUUUUGAUAAUUCAAACUGAAUCAGAAGUGCCAAAAUAAUGAAUUGAACUGCAUACAACCUUGUUAAAUGUAACUUAUUUACUUUUGAUAUAGGAGAAAAUGAUCAACCUUUUAGAUAAUGGAUAUAUUCUAAAAUCUGUAUUUAAAAUAAUUUUCUAUUUGCUUUCAUUUAUGUAUUACAUGUAUUUAAGUAAAUAAUUGAUUAGUUAGUUAGAUGUAAUCAUGAAAAUGUUUUGAUUUUUUACUUGUUAAGCCAAAAUGUAUUCAGAGUUAUGGACUUUUAAACUACAACGCCUAAUUCUCAAAACAAAUUAUAUUUUUGACGAUUGACUCUAAAAAUUUGUUUAACGUCAAGUUUUAGGAGGAUAUUUAGUCAGCUUGUGUUCCAUGCAUGUUUGUGUUUAAAUUGUGCCUGUAAAUGGUAAAUGUGAAUGUGAGAAUCAACAUAUAAUUUCUAAUGUGAUUGCUUAUUCCAUGCUCAAUUGAAUUUACAUUAUGUUUUAUAUGUUUGAAAAUUAGUAUUUUUUUAUUUUGUUAAUUCCUGGAAGACAGUGUAUUUCCUUACUUACCAAUAUUGCUCAUGAGAUGCAGCUAGUUUUGUUUCUUUAAAAAAAAUCUGCUAGAGAUUGCUUUAUCCUGUAUGUAGACUUGUGUUGCAUCAUUGAAUCUGUUAAUUAGCACAGUAAUUUGUUAAGUUAAUAAAAAGGGCAUUUUUAGAUAUACAGUUGGAUUAGACCUUGUCAAGUAUCAGUAUUUGUUCCGUCCCUUUAUUGAGUACACACUUGAUUAAAUCUAUUUUUUGCAUAAACCUUUAUGUGCUGCAAACAAUCACUUAGAUACAAAUUGUUUAUUAUAAGUAAAUGAAAUUAUGACGGUUUUAAGAACACAGAGGUUGUGGGUUGUGCAUUGGUUCUAUUCUUAGUAUAAUUUAUAUAAGUAACAAGUUUAGCACCUUAAAAAUGUAUAAGUAUUGUGAUUAUAUUGUCAUAAUCUACAAGUAUAUUUACUUACUACAGCAAAUAAACAAAUAAACUCAA